Molecule: messenger RNA, 2232 nt
Organism: Paralichthys olivaceus (Japanese flounder)
Lineage: Eukaryota; Metazoa; Chordata; Actinopteri; Pleuronectiformes; Paralichthyidae
Product: keratin, type I cytoskeletal 13-like
Cellular component (GO): cytoskeleton
Molecular function (GO): structural molecule activity
Source: RefSeq, a predicted model, not a curated record
UCCCUGAAUGUAAGAGUGGUUCAGACAUGGCGGACAGUAAACCUGAAGGGCAGCUCACCACGCCCAGCGGUCACACCUGUGAUGGCGGUGAGCUGCAUCUUCCCAUCUACCUGUUCGGCCGCACCCAUCUGCGGGAGGCGGCUAUAAAACGCAUCCUCCGGGCUGCCUCAGCACCAGCUGCUCCGCACCUCUCCAGGGAUCAGACCACUUCCAGUGAACUCCAGCACCAGAGUCAGAAGAGAAGCCACCAUGCCCAUGACGCUCCGCUCAGGAUUAUCCGCCAUGUCCCUGUCCUCUCUCCCCUCCAUGACGAGCUCCAGGCGCGGGACGAGCGUCUAUGCAGGCGCGGGCGGUCAAAACGUCCGGGUGUCUUACGCCUCCGAUGGCAUCGGCUCCGGGUUUGACCUGUCGUCUGCGUACGGAGGUGGCGGAGGAAACAGCAUCUCCGGCAGCGAGAAGUUGACCAUGCAGAACCUGAACGACCGGCUGGCCAGCUACCUGGAGAAGGUGCGCAUCCUGGAGACCACCAACGCGCAGCUGGAGCGUCAGAUCCGCGAGUGGUACGACAACCAGGCCCCCGUCGUGAAGGACUACAGCAGGUACCAGGCCAUCAUUGAAGACCUGCGCAACAAGAUAAGUGCUGCCACGCAGGACAAUGCCAGGCUGAUGCUGCAGAUUGACAAUGCCAGACUGGCAGCAGAGGACUUCAGGAUCAAGUUUGAAAAUGAGCUGGCAAUGCGCAUGUCUGUGGAGACGGACAUUGCCGGAUUGCGCAAGGUUCUGGAUGACCUGACCAUGGCCCGGUCUGACCUGGAGAUGCAGAUCGAGGGCCUGAAGGAGGAGCUGGUCUACCUGAAGAAGAACCAUGAAGAGGAGCUUGCAGCCAUGCGCAGUCAAGUGAAUACCAGCUCUGUGAACGUGGAGGUGGAUGCCAAGCCCCAGAAUGACAUGAACAGGGUCCUGGAAGAGAUCAGGUCUCAGUAUGAGGGCAUCACUGAGAAGAACCGCCGCGAAAUGGAGGCCUGGUACAAGGUCAAGUUUGAUGAACUGAACAAGCAGGUGUCAAGCAGCACAGAGACCCUCCAGACCUCCCGCAGCGAGAUCAACGAGCUCAAGCGGACCCUGCAGUCUCUGCAGAUUGAGCUGCAGUCCCAGCUCAGCCUGAAAUCUGCCUUGGAGGGCACACUGGCUGAGACUGAGUCCCGUUACAGCCAGCAGCUGAGCCAGCUCCAGGCCAUGGUCAACCGCCUGGAGAAUGAGCUCGGCCAGAUGAGGACGGACAUUGCGAGGCAGUCCGACGAUUACCAGCAGCUUCUUGACAUCAAGACCAGGCUGGAAAUGGAGAUCGCAGAGUACAGAAGGCUGCUGGAUGGAGAGGAUUCAAGCAAAUCUUCUGUGACUACCAUACAAAAGACUAUGGUCAAAGAGGUCAAAGAGGUCAAACCUCAGCCAAUCAUUACCCAGAGGAGGAGAGUGGUGAUUGAGGAGAUUGUUGAUGGAAAAGUGGUGUCCCGCAAAGAAGAUAUGGACACUGAGAUCAUCUCAAAGUAAACGGACUGCAUCCCAACAAAUCUGGAUCAAGUAAUGAAAUCAAAAAUAAACCAAUACAAGCCGUCCUGUAUGUAUAAAAUAAACCAGUAAACCAGUUCUUACUUUACCCAGGUCUGAAAUCCAUGCCAUGCCCCAAUCUAUCAUGUUGGUUGAUAUUUUUUACAGAAAAUAUUUAUUUUGAUUACCUGAAAAAGUAACAAAUGAUAAAUGAACUGGUCUAAAAAUCAGGUUUUUUAUUUAUCCAAAAUCCAUGAAAGUCAACGAUACAGAUUCCUCCCCUGCCUCCUGUAAUACCAGAUUCAUACAUAGGGUGUAGCUGUGAGCCUCAGACAGGAAAUACACUGGACAGUGACGAGAUCUUUCAUUCUUUGGCCACUGACACAUAGAUACAUUUUGUGGGUGUGGUUUACUGCUCAUUGUCAUAGAAAAUAUUGGUUCUUUUUGUGGUAGUGAUGUGUUUCUCUAAAAAUAAGAUGUAAAAGCUGUUACUUGUAGCAUUUUUAUAUUUAACAUAUUGUCAAUUAAAAGUUAUACUAGUUAAUUUACUGUUAACAAAGUAAACCAUUGUGAAGAUGAACCCUUAAUGUAAUUCUUAUAAACCCUCCUGAUUCUGGUUGUAAAAGGGCUGCUUGCAACUUUUUUUUCAACUUUCUUUCAAAGAGAAUAAAAACUUACCUUCCA